CAGCAAGAAACUUCUUACAUGCGAUCACAUAUUAUAUAGGCACUCAUCAUCAAUUGUUAUGUGUGGUUGCAAUAGUGUUGUUCGACUCCGCAGCCCAACAGCAAGUAUGACCAAUACUUAAUAGACUUAGCCCUGUUUAAGAGGCACAAGUUGCGUACUCUAUUUCUACUUUCAAUGCAAAAUUACCUGGUUGUCAAGAAGUUAGGAACUGGCACAUAUGGGUCUGCGUACCUUGUGACCCUAAAAGCCAACCCCGCCCAACAGUAUGUGCUUAAAAAGGUCAAGGUGGAUGGUGGGGAUGCCUCGGCAGACUCGGAAGUCAAGGUUUUGCGUAGCCUGUCACACCCGCUGGUCCUCAGCUAUGUUGAUCACUUCAUGUACAAGGGCCAUCUCUGCAUCGUGACGGAGUAUUGCGAUGCUGGUGACUUGUAUCAACUCCUUCGCUCCCGGAAGACGGCUUUGCCUGAGCCACAGCUGUUGGAUUUGUUUGCGCAAGUGGUACUAGCCAUACAGCACGUCCACUCCAAGAAUAUUCUGCAUCGAGACUUGAAGACGCAGAACAUAUUCCUUACAUCGGGUGGAAGUAUUCGGCUAGGCGAUUUUGGCAUAAGCCGUCCCUUGAACGGCACUAUGGACCUUGCCUCCACCAUCAUUGGCACGCCGUACUACAUGUCUCCAGAGGUCAUGUCGUCCAUGCCGUACGACUUCAAAUCCGACAUGUGGUCGCUGGGCUGCGUGCUGUACGAGAUGAUGAGUUUGAAGCAUGCCUUCGAUGCAACCGACAUGUCCAGCCUGGUCAUGAAGAUCCUGCGUGGAGAGCACCUGCCCAUUCCGCAGGCGUUCAGCCAGGAGCUCAAGGACCUGGUACGGCAGCUGCUGUGCAAAAACCCAAAAAUGCGUCCGUCGCCCGACCAGAUACUGAAGAUGCCCUUCAUGAAGGAGUAUGUCGCACGGUGCCGGGAGACGGUUGCGCAGCUGGAGCAGCAGCAGCGGGGUGGCGGGCCCCGUGGACGCGGCGUCAGCGGGAGACCAACGGAGCACGGGGGGCAGGCCUCUGGCGGCUCCCCGCUGCUCAACCGCCACAGCUACAGCGUGGGCAUGGGUCUGGGCGGCGAGGGUGCGGGCUGCGGCGGGGGCGGGGCGGCGGGGGGUGGCGCCCCCCAGGGGGGCGGUGCCGCGCUGUCCCCCAGCCAGCUGGACCGGGAGCUGGAUGCCGCCAAGGAGCGACUGAGGCGCAUCCAGCUGGAGCGGGAUGCGCUCAUCAAGCAGGUGACCCAUGCGGGCUCUCCCGGGAUGCCCUCCUCUUCCGGCGGCCGCAACGGCAGCAACCCCGGCAACCACCGCCACUCCUCUUCGCAGCAGCAGCAGCAGGCGGCGCAGAGCCCCCCGCUGGCCAGCCAACACUCGGAGAUGAGCGUGGCGGGGGGCGCAGGGCUGGCCGGCAGGUCCUGGCGGGAAAAGGAGGAGGCGCUGCAACGGCUGCAGGCGCGCAGCAGUCAGCGCGAGAUCAUGAUGCAAGUGUCUCCGCUGCCGCCUUCCGGCCAGUCGCCCGGGGGAGGCGGUGGUCUGGGCGGGGGUGGGGGUUUGGGUGGUGGGCAGUACUCGCACGUGUCCACUCCCUACCUGCCCCACUUGGCGGGUGACGUAGACACGGCGCUAGAGCGGCACCGGGAGCAGCGGCAGCUGCGCAGCUCACGACCGCAGUCGCCCGACUAUGGCGGUGGUGGCGGUGGCGGGGGUGGAGGAGGAGGAGGAGGUGGCUUGGGGAACGGCUCGCCGCCAGGCGCGUCUGGUAUAAUGGAUCCCAAGACGCGCAUGAAGGUGCGCAAGGAGGAGGAGUCGCGGCGGCGGGAGGCGGAACUGCUGCACGCGCGCAAGGCCUACUUUGAGGAGCGCAAGCAGGCGGCGGCGCGGCUGCAACAGCUGUACUCGCCGUCGGCUUGCAACGGAAUCGCCGCAAACAGGCGCGUCACCGACAGCUCCCCAGUGCACUGCCGACCCGCCGACCCGCCGUCCGUCCGCAGCUCACAGAACUACAUCUCCAUGCACCACCUGCAUGCUGCUAGCGGGGCUGGUGGGGGGCUGGCGGGCGGUAUGGACUCCGCGCUAGCCCGCGAGAACUCCAGCGGGUUGGACAUUGGCGGCAGCGCCGGCAGCUGCAGCGGCGCGCAGGGCGGGUUCUACUACUGUGGUGGCGGCGGCGGCGGCCUGCCGCAGCGGGGCGUGUCAGGGCUGGGGCUGAGCGACAGUGAUGACGACUUGAAUGAGGCUUACAGCGGACACCUGGCGUACGGGCAUGACGGUGCCGCCAUGCAGGAGUUCGAGGCCGAGCUUGUGAACGGAGUGGGCGGGGCGCCUCCGCCGGCGCCGGCGGGUGGUGCGGGUGCGGGUGCGGGUGUGGCGCCGCCGCAGCUGCAGCAGGCGCUCGACCGGGGCGGCCUGGCGGAUCGCAUUCUGGCGCUGAGGGAGGUGUGCGCCUACAACCUGGGUCAGCCGCUGUACGAGCUCAUCUACGGCUACAUCCGCAAGCGAAUGGCGCAGGGCCUCACCGACGACGCCGCCUUCAGGCAGGAGCUGCUGCAGCGGCUGGGGCAGGGGCGCAUGCAGUACGUGCACCUCAUAGACCAGCUGAUCUACUUCGAGGACAUGCAUGGCCGGCAGGCGCCCAUCAUGUGAGAUCAGGACACAUGAGCGGGAGGAGGAGGAGGAGGAGGGGGACGGCAGCCGGAGGUACUGUGCAUGUGAGCUUGUAACAUGAUGUCUGUUAUAGUGCUCUGGCUUACUUUGUAAGAGACGCCAGCGGGGAAAGGCGGUGGUGGAGGAAUGCCGCCAAGGGCCGGAUGGUUCAUGAGGGUAUCGUGAUUGCGUGCGCUUGGGUGCCUGGUGUUGGAUGCGAGGAUGGGAGUGCGGGAUGGGUGGCCGGUAUGGGAUGAAGGAACAAAUAAAGGGGUGGGGUUUUCCCCAACCAAAAUAAGGCUAGGGAGCGGACGUGAGGGGUGGAGGCACGGGGUAAGGAUGCUGGAUGAGAGCUAAGCUUGCGUUGGAUGUGCAUAUACGUACGCGCUUUCUGAUGGCAUCUGGGUUUAUCUGCGUGUCUUGUCUUUGAGCCCUCGUCGCUGCGAACGCGUCUGUCUUCGGGAAAGCCGCCUGCUGUACAUAGUACUAGGGGGCAGUGUGGCUGUGCUGCUUGUGCAGUCGCUUAAUAAGGGAUGAUGUUGCACCAUAAGCGCGCGGCUAGGAGGUAGCGUGGGCGCUGCAAUAAUAAUAAGAAUGCAACAGCGUUGCAGUCUGUUGUUGCAUUCUGACUAUCUAGACGUCUGGACUAAAUACCGGUAUGUGAGUAUGCGUAACGUAGACUACACCUUUGUUGGGUGCUAAUGGGACCUCAUUGCACCAUGAAAGCGGUUUUGAACGAAUAAAAAGGCUCGGGUUUUGGAGAGGACGUGUAUGGCAGUGUGUACAUACCGGUAUAGCCUUCCUUUCAGUCGGGUCGUGUGGCUCUUCUUUCUCACUUUUUGAGCGUGCGGAUGCUUAGUAGGAGCUGCUGGGAAGUGGUUGCGGAGGUCGAUCUCGCAUGCAGGACAUGCAUGCAACCGACGGACACGCUUCUAUUGCGGCUUGUGGAAUAGCUUUGGGCCGGAUGGGACGGCGUCUUCUUUACCUGCGCUGAAGUGAUGGAUAGGGGUAGCAGUUAGGACGCUUCUCCCUGCCCUUCUUAGCGAGGUGGAGGAAGGUCCCCAGGGCAAGAGCUUACCCCUUUUUCGAUUCGCUGCUCAACGGUGUGGACUUUCAAUUUUCGGUCGCAUGGAUUGCACGGAUCGUUACGAUACGAUGGAAGUUUACGUGCGGGAAUAUGCCGUGGUUUUACUUCGCCCAGGUGGGUGCCUUCUUUUGGGGUACCUUCUGGGAUAACCUAAGAAGGCUAGUAGGCAUGAAGCGUGUUGCUGUGUCUCAAGAGGGGCCGCGCCAACGGAGGCAAAGACAGUUCUGGAAUCGCACGAGGCGGAAAAACUUCCAAGUCAGCUAUACCGUGCUACCUUUAAAACGGUG
Astrephomene gubernaculifera is the source of this 4050-nucleotide messenger RNA. Lineage: Eukaryota; Viridiplantae; Chlorophyta; Chlorophyceae; Chlamydomonadales; Astrephomenaceae. The record is from the annotation of a GenBank genome assembly.